This is a messenger RNA of Aspergillus welwitschiae, 1923 nucleotides long. Its product is annotated as phosphatidylserine decarboxylase 1. The record is from RefSeq and is a predicted model, not a curated record. Gene Ontology annotation, biological process: phosphatidylethanolamine biosynthetic process. The coding region runs from base 126 to 1766 and encodes 546 amino acids. The transcript has a single exon. Gene Ontology annotation, cellular component: mitochondrion. Gene Ontology annotation, molecular function: phosphatidylserine decarboxylase activity. NCBI's taxonomy places the organism in Eukaryota, Fungi, Ascomycota, Eurotiomycetes, Eurotiales, Aspergillaceae.
CGAUCCCAUCCUGCAAUCACGACUGCUUCCUCGGUUGAUCCGAUUCCGUGAUCAGAGGGCAGGUGUCUCGCACUUGUUGCUUUUACUCCCCCUCUGGGAUGACUUGCUCCGAGUAGAACCGCAUUAUGGCCCUGUGCCUGUCCAGCCGUUCUGCCCUGUGUUGCCGGAAGUUCGCAGUCUCCCCUCAUGGGGAGAAGGUAGGAUUGAUGGAAGUCUCGUUGCGGGCCACUGGUCGUCGUAAGACCGGUACCAGGCAGUUUUCGCAGUCCUGGAAACAGUAUCAACAUCAAAACUCCCACGAAAACCCUUCCCCUCGAAGCACCUUUGGCUCCCGACUCCGUUUUGCCCUGCGGAACACCAAAGUCGAAUGGUAUCCCAUCCCCGUCGGUCUCGGUAUCGGCUUGCUUGGCUUGCUACAGUUUUACAAGGCCCAGCGGGCGGAACGUGAACGUGCAGAAAGAGAAGCUGCCGGCGAGACUUUUGAUUUCGAAAAAGCUCCUCCCCGACCAAAGCACCGACUGAGCGGACCAUGGCAGGUCCAGAUUAUGUCUACCCUGCCGCUCAAGGCCAUGUCGCGGCUUUGGGGACGGUUCAAUGAGAUUGAGCUGCCUUAUUAUUUCCGUGUUCCAGGAUUCAAGCUCUACUCUUGGGUCUUUGGUGUCAACCUGGACGAGGUUGCGGAACCAGACCUUCAUACCUAUCCCAACCUGGCGGCCUUCUUCUAUCGCAAACUGAAACCGGGUGUUCGGCCUCUGGACCCUGACACUCGCGCUGUUCUCGCACCCUCCGAUGGACGUAUCCUACAAUUUGGAUUGAUUGAACGUGGUGAGGUCGAACAGGUCAAGGGCGUCACAUACAGCUUGGAUGCCCUGUUGGGUGCCGCGACCCCGAACCAUGCAGACCACACGGAUAAGUUCACAGACCACCAGAGCGAGCCGGCUCAUGGAACCGAAGCAAAAAUGCUGGCGGACGCGGAGUUCGCCAAAAUGAACGGCAUCUCAUAUACGCUUCCCACGCUCCUUGCAGGAGACCAGGGUGGCGCCCGGAAGCGUUCUGCAUCCAUUGAUGCGUCCACCCCAUACAAGGCCUCUGCCGAAGCCGAAGUCAAGGCUGAUCUGGCUCGAGGGGAUGGUGCGCCAUGGUACGCCCCGAAGCCGACGUCCAACAAUGCUCUCUACUAUGUCGUGAUCUACCUUGCUCCGGGCGAUUACCACCGUUUCCAUUCGCCAGUGCCGUGGGUGGUGCAGAGUCGCCGACACUUUGCGGGUGAACUGUUCUCGGUGUCCCCGUACCUGCAGCGCCACCUACCAGGUCUCUUCACCCUCAACGAGCGUGUCGUGCUGCUGGGCCGCUGGCGUUGGGGUUUCUUCAGCUAUACCCCUGUGGGUGCCACGAACGUUGGCUCGAUCAAGGUGAACUUUGACGCAGAGCUGCGGACCAACAGCCUUACGACGGACACCGCGGCCGACAUGGCAGCCGCCGCUGCGGCCAAGCGUGGUGAGCAGUAUCCUGGAUUUGUUGAGGCCACUUACCUCCACGCCAGCCAAACCCUGGGAGGUCACCCUCUGCAGCGUGGUGAGGAAAUGGGCGGAUUCCAACUUGGUAGCUCAAUCGUGCUGGUGUUCGAGGCGCCGGUGGGCACCCGUAAGUCAUUCGACGCGGGCUGGGAAGAGGGCCGACGCGAGGGAGGAUUCAACUGGACCAUUGAGAAGGGACAGCGCAUUAAGAUGGGAGAGAAACUCGGAUUCGUUGACGUUGAACAUUAGAGGGGGACAUGAGUGGGAAUUUACCACCAAAAAAGCCAUAUUAGAACAAUUUGUGCACCACCGGACCAAGAUCCGAGGCGCUUGCUUAUGUAUCAUACAUUUUUUUCUGUACAUCUCAGCUAUUAGCUGAUCUAAUAACUAAACAGUCCCCAUCUCA